Molecule: messenger RNA, 4108 nt
Organism: Lingula anatina
Lineage: Eukaryota; Metazoa; Brachiopoda; Lingulata; Lingulida; Lingulidae
Source: RefSeq, a predicted model, not a curated record
GGGACAUGCAUCUGAAAGAUUUUCUUGAGAAAGCAAAAGGAUACAGAAGACAGAGUUAUGUCCAUGUUGAAGAAAAAGUGAAGAUGCCAACUCAACCCCUGGCACAAAAAGAAGAUUGGGGUGCUGAAUUGGAAGCCAAGGAUCAUACAGCCAGUAUAUCUGCCAAUGAAUCGAGAAAAAACAACACACAAAACGUGUUGCUAGGCAAACAUCUCCAACAGUACCAUGAGUGGGUGGAAACUCAGCCCAAACGCCACACGGAACAGCAGAUACGCCAAGAAAAAUGGCGGCUGGAGAGGGAAGAGUCUAAAGCACACCAGGAGGAACUGGAUAGGUUGAGGGCAGAAAAGGAGGCUGAAUUCUACAAAGUUCUUGGCAAUCUCAAACAGAAAGAACAGCAGAAAGAAUGUGAAAAUACAGCACAACAGCAGCAAGGGUUCCUUACCACCACUGCGUACAGGAAGGCCGACUUUGCUGACACCAGCCAGGAUGGGUUUGGAGGGGCAAGGAAGAAAGAGAAAAAGGAAAAGUCACAAUUGAGGACUAAGGGCAAAAACUCUCAUUGGAAACCAUUGGAUACAUCAUAUAGAGAAGACUCCAAUUGUCCAGAGGAUAUGUACACCUAUUCAGAAGAUCAUGACGGUGUUUGGGAAUCUGAAAAGAAAGACCCAUGGCAACAGCAAACUGCUUCCUCCAUGUUUGUACCAAAUACCAACUACUGGGAAGAGAGAAAAAGGAAACAGUCAGUCGUGAAUGAGUUGCAGCCAAAGAGUCAAACAGAAGAAGCCGAGAUGCUGAUGAAGGCCCUGGCACUGAGCUUGCAGACAGCUCGGAUGGAGGAGGAAGAGGCAUGGCAUAGGUAUGAUGGACAUGGACAGAAGGCUGAGCUUGAUAAGAAGAAAGAAUUAGAACCAGGUGAAAAACAGCAAGCAUGUGGUCCAGCUGUGAUAUUCCAUGAAAGGAGACACAUCUCUUAUUAUAGAGAAGAUCAGACUGGUGAGCAGGAGCAUUUUCAAGGGCAAAGCUAUGAAGCUGAUAUAAACAAAACAGCGACUGAGAAAGUGGACUUUAAAGCUGCAUUGGUCAACCAUGAUUCACUGCCACCUUUUAGACAUGGUCUUACCAAAAAAUUAAGCAGUGAUGAAGAUGGUGCCUGUGCUGCAGCCGCCUGGCAGGAUACAGAUCUGAAUAACGCCCAGCCAAUCUUGAUGCAGUCCAACUACCCGGAUAGGUCAACUUGUCCAGAGAACCAACCAGGAGUUACCUUGGCUGCAGAUAUAAGGCAACCUAAAUCCUCACAUAGUGCUUCUGUAUACACAGGCAGUUACAAUAUCAUUGAACCCACAGAAGAUUGGGAGACUGAAAUUGUUGAUGUUCAGUAUGAUUGUGGAAAUAACACAGCAUUUCCCCAAAAUGAAGAGUUUAAAGAGAUUGAUGAGUUACCAGUGGUGCAGGGAUCCUAUGAUGGUUCUUCCAAUGCUAUGUUAGAACACGUCUCUCUCAGGCAGAGCACACAGUAUGUUAACAGGUCUAGUCCUGAAAACAUUUCAGCACCAUCUGCAGCAGAUUAUAGUGUUGCUCCUACACUCCAAAAUCUUGAGAAACAAAUGGAUCCAUUGAAGACUGCUUCUCCAAAUCAGUCAGAUGGUGGCCCUGCUGAACUUCAUCAAAAAAUCUUUGGGCAUUCUGGAGAUUUGAAUAAAACAAGGGAGACAAUGGGAUCUAUUGUAUCAGAUACACCAUUGGAAGUUGUGCCAGAUACAGAUGUGUCCUUUUGUAACUCAGAUUCUUUGUCCUUGACUGAUAUUUUUUCAUCGGAUCUGGGGAAUGUUUCACAGUUCAAGAAACAAGAAGGAUCUGUUACUGACAGAAACAACAAUGGAGACGUGCAGGUUCAACAAAAAGAUGUGAUGAAUCCAUUUGGUGAUGGGGAAAGACAGCAAGAAGAUUGUCAAGUAGACCCCAACCUCAAAGAUGAGACAUUUGCCAUAAAAGUGACUUCUGAUUCAUCUCCUUGUGUUCAACAAAACAUCUCCCAAGAAUUAAAGUCUAAAAGUGAGCUGUUACUGGGAGAGGAUAAUCCAUCGACUUCUGCAGAUGUUCAGCGAGUGUUGAGCACUGAAAGUGGCAAAGACAGUAAUCUUGCGGAAAGUCAGCUCCUUGAUUCUCUAAUGAAAACCUUGCCUCCACUUCCCAUGCCAUGGUUGCCCCCUGUAAUGCCUAAUAUGCCAACAAUGCCAAUACCAGCCAUGCCCAUGCCAUCUAUGCCCAUGCCAGCUAUGCCUAUGCCAACUUUAAUGGGCAUGUUCCCACUUGCAGGUGUACCACCAAUGUUUGGCCCUUGUCUUCCAAACAAUUUCUCACAGGAAUUUUACCUCCAGCAUCUAGCAGCAGCUGCUGCUGCUCAGUUGAGCAAAUAUGAUGCCAACAAGGUUAUUAAUGGUGCUGAGGGUAAACAGCAGGUAAAUGGUGAAUCUGCAAAGUUGGAAAAUGAAAGUUCAUACACUGAUGCUGAAGAUCUGAACUUAGACAACAAACAAUCCACAACUGAAAUUACUCAGCACCAACCAGAGCAAAAUUUGAGUAGCUCAGUAGCAUCUCAGGAAGAAAAACAUAAUAUUUCUUUGAAGUCUCAGAAGAUUUUAUCAGCCAUACACCCAGAAGACAAAUACAUGGAAGGAAAAUCUACAAAUCAAGAAACAGGAUAUAGAAAUAUUGAGAGGAAAUUGUCUAGUUCUAACCCAGAGAACACACCUUUGUAUCAGUUUGACAAUUCGUUGUAUCAGUUAAACAGUAACCAAAACAAUUCAUCACUCAAAAGGCAACUUAUACCAGAAGUAGGAGGUGAUUCAAAAUUUAAAAAGGGCAGCAGUAAAACUGGUACAUCUUCAAGUAUAGACAGUUUGGAAGAUAUUGAUGACCUAGAAGGACCUCUACCAACUAUGAUCAUUCAUCGUAAGCCGAAGUCUGCUUUUGGUCCAGAAAGACAUCAGCCUGCAAUACCACCACAACCAUCGGGUAGCCAUACCUCCACUGAGAAGUUGAAUGAUAACAGAAUGGAACAACCAUCUGGAUUUAGCAGGGGGGGUGUUUGGUCAAGGCAUGGACCAGAACAGAAUGAGUACAGGUUUGACUUGAAGCAAAAUAAAGAUAUGUCGGUGCAGCUCAAGAAACCCACACCCCUGCCAAACCAAGGGAUGACUUAUAAUACCAAGAGAAACCCUAUGAAAGAUUUUGUUGUUCCAUCUUCUGAAGACUGGGAGAAUGAAACAUUUGAUGUAGAUUUUACCCAAGUGGGUCACACUUUGCAGUCUGCUAAUCUAACAUAUAGUGAUAGUAAUAGAUUUAGUGGUGAAAGUUCUGGGAGCAAACUGUCAAACAUAACAGCAGCCCGAGGGACAUUACAGCAGAGAGAUAUAGAUUCCAGAGAGCAUUAUGGUUAUGAUAGAAGAGACAGCCACCCUGAGAAGUCUCACAGAAUCAAAACAUUUAAGUUCAGCAGCUAUGGCUCUGGCCGAGGAUUUGCAAGAACUCCAGUGGCAAGGCAUGACGCUUCUAGGGAGAGACCUUGGUAACAAGUCCAGGAACAAAAGACAUUUGAACAGAAAAUUUUUCUGGAACACUGGUAUAUAGGGGCAUUUCUGUUGAAUCCCACGUGCUGUAAAAGUGGCUGUUUGAUACAUCAGAACAAUAUUGUAGAGAAUGUUUUUAAUUAAAGGGAUUAUUUUGAAAAUUGAAAUUUCAGUGCAAGGUAGGGUAGUAUAGUUAACAUCAAAACUUGUCAAACAGAUUCAUUUAAGGCCACAUCUGUGUGUAAUAAAUAAAAUUGUCAGUCACAACUUUUAAAUUUCUGUGCAACUUCUUGAUGUGCCUUUAGAUUUUAAUUUUCUCGUUUUGGGAUAGUGAUAGGCCCAAAUUCUGUAUGAGUAAUAUAGUGUUUAUACUGUGUUUUAUGGUUUAGGAUUUAUAAGUUGAGAACAAUGGAAUAUUUUAGUAUUUCAAACAUUCCACCAUCUCCAGUUCCUUGAUUUUGAGUAAAUGUAGGAAUAUUAUAGAUUUCUGAUAUUUAUUUAGGAAUGUAGAAAUAAAAUAUUUUAAGUGAAAUCAC